AUGGCCAACGACGAGUACGACCACCCCCUCGCACAGUUCCUCUUCAAGGUCGUCCUAAUAGGCGACUCCGGCGUCGGCAAAUCCAACCUGCUCUCCCGCUUCACGCGCAAUGAAUUCAACCUCGACAGCAAAUCCACCAUCGGCGUCGAGUUCGCGACCCGCAGCAUCCAGGUCGACAGCAAGACCAUCAAAGCCCAGAUCUGGGACACGGCGGGCCAGGAGCGCUACCGUGCCAUCACCUCCGCCUACUACCGCGGCGCCGUCGGCGCCCUGCUCGUCUACGACAUCAGCAAGCACCAGACCUACGAGAAUGUCACCCGGUGGCUGAAGGAGCUCAGGGAUCACGCCGACACGAACAUUGUCAUCAUGCUGGUGGGCAACAAGAGCGAUUUGAGGCAUUUGCGGGCUGUGCCCACCGAGGAGGCCAAGGAGUUUGCGAGCCAGAAUGGGUUGAGCUUCAUCGAGACUUCGGCGUUGGAUGCGAGCAAUGUCGAGCUGGCCUUCCAGAAUGAAUUGACGGAGAUCUACCGCAUCGUCUCAUCGAAAGCUCUGGACCAAGGCGAGGCAGGCCCCGGCCCCGGCCAAGGCACCUCCAUCCCCCUCGGCCCUUCCAAUCCUCCUGGAGACGGCAAGAAGUCAGGCCAGUGCUGCUGA
Neohortaea acidophila is the source of this 654-nucleotide messenger RNA. Its product is annotated as GTP-binding protein. Gene Ontology annotation, molecular function: GTP binding; GTPase activity. The record is from RefSeq and is a predicted model, not a curated record. The coding region runs from base 1 to 654 and encodes 217 amino acids. The transcript has 3 exons. Gene Ontology annotation, cellular component: recycling endosome. Gene Ontology annotation, biological process: exocytosis. NCBI's taxonomy places the organism in Eukaryota, Fungi, Ascomycota, Dothideomycetes, Mycosphaerellales, Teratosphaeriaceae.